UCUCGCUUCCAAAAUACUCAGUCACUCUGUUAGUCAGACAUCAGCUAGUGUGGAAGCCAGUCAACCAGUCCAUCAUGGCUGUCAACAUCCCAGGAGUUAUAUCUGUGGUGUUUUUCUACCUGCUGGUCCUUGGGACCGGCAUCUGGGCUUCUUUCAAGUCCAAAAGGGAACAGAAGAAAAGUGCAGCAAAAGGAAUGGAUAUGGCCCUGCUGGGAAACCGGAGCAUUAACUGGGUGGUGGGGGUCUUCACAAUGACAGCUACAUGGGUUGGAGGAGGCCUCAUUGUUGGCACAGUUGAGAUGGUGUACAUGCCCUCCAUGGGACUAAUCUGGGCAGUCGUGAUGUUGACAGCAUACAGCUCGUCUUUUCUUAUCAUUCACACAUUUACAAAAGCAAACCUGUUUCGUCAAGAUGUUUUUGUAGAUGUCCGUGGUGAAGACAGAGGCUGCAGACAACAAAGAAGAAUCCGCUGAGAACUUAACAGCAGAAGCAAUGGCUCCAAUUGUUGUGAGAGGCUGCAGGGUGAUGGGCAGGAUUAGAGCUAUUGGCCCACGCUCAAAUGGAGAUGGAGUACCAUAAGAAGUCAGAUUCCAGUCUAAUGGAUUGACAGCAAGACAAAAACAGAUGUUCUUGGAAAAGGUCUCUAAAACACAAAUUGGUGAAUUUCACAUAGAUUUUUAGUUGUAUUUGCUGUUGUGGAACCUUUUUCAACCCUUUUUAUGUAUUUAUUGGAGCCAUCCGUGACAAUUUAGUUUUUGUUUUCAUACUAGGUGAAUGUGUUUCGUCAUUUCACUUUUCUGAUCUUUAUAUCUUGCUUAUAUUGCAUUUUCUGGUCUUAUUGAUGCUAUGAUUUUAAACUGUUAUCUAUUUUUCAUUGUUGUUCUUUUCGUGUGGAUCCCAGGAAGACAAGUGACCACUUAUGCAUACAAGGAGCUAAAUCUUAAAACUGAUCCCGCAAGUGCAGAGAAAUAAGUCCAGAUGUAAUGUGUUCAAACUGUGUUUUUUUCCAGUAACAAUGCUUGCAGCCACAUUUUUCAGUCAACUGUAGGUGCUGCACAGUUACAGUCGUCUAGUCUGCAAAUUAAAAAUGCACACAUACAUGAUCUAGAGUCUGACUUUGAACAAAUGUGAAAUGAAAUGAAUUCCCUUUUGUGAGCCUGCAAGUUGGAAAUGAGAUGAACUGAA
Messenger RNA from Chelmon rostratus (copperband butterflyfish), 1185 nucleotides. RefSeq names its product high-affinity choline transporter 1-like. The coding region runs from base 75 to 473 and encodes 132 amino acids. Gene Ontology annotation, biological process: acetylcholine biosynthetic process; transmembrane transport; choline transport. The record is from RefSeq and is a predicted model, not a curated record. Lineage: Eukaryota; Metazoa; Chordata; Actinopteri; Chaetodontiformes; Chaetodontidae. The transcript is spliced from 3 exons. Gene Ontology annotation, cellular component: plasma membrane. Gene Ontology annotation, molecular function: choline:sodium symporter activity.